Messenger RNA from Patiria miniata (bat star), 3011 nucleotides. RefSeq lists its product as uncharacterized. Bases 124 to 2556 code for a protein of 810 amino acids. The record is from RefSeq and is a predicted model, not a curated record. The transcript has 4 exons. Lineage: Eukaryota; Metazoa; Echinodermata; Asteroidea; Valvatida; Asterinidae.
ACAAACCUUUCAUAUUGUGCUUUGCUGCUCUUGUGCGAACAACCUACUGCGAUUAUCUCUUCGUAUUUUGCGAUUUCAUCGAUAUUUAUCAACGUUUUGUGACGAGAAACGAUCUGGAUCGAGAUGGAGAAUACACCAUCGAUAUCCAAAGUCUAUCAGCGGAUGACGGCCUGGAUCUGUAGGCGAAUCCCAUCCGCUCUAUCAGGGGUCUCCCACACCAAGGUGCAGGUGCUAUCGAGUACCCACUGUGUACCGCCUGAGGCUGACUUCAAGUGCCCAACCCCCGAAAAGUCUUGCAAGACAUGGGCAAGCCGGAUCAGACCUAACCCUAAGCCCGAGAAUUACCCCGGAAAUGAAAAAGGAGGCGACGGAAAACCAGUUGACGAGAUUACUAGAAACUUCAGCCACCAAGCCCGAGACAAGCACAUCUCAACCGAUGAAGAGCAUCCGCCAACUUGCUGCCCCUUCCUGCCAGGGUUACGGCUCUGUAGAUUGAGUCGCCGCAGGCGGGCAAAAGUCGCGCCCUUUGACCCACCAUCACCCCCUAUCAAGGCCAACUUGGAAUCAGCGAUCGGUGGCGAAGACACUCGAGUACAUCCCCUGACAACCGAGGUGUCUGUGUUCGAUCUGGAGGAUGUAGAAGGCCAGGAAAGUCCAGGCCUUGGUCUGCCGACUCGGCAGAUGAUGGAAGAAGACUUCAACAAAUGGCGAGAAAGCAAGAGAGGUGAGAUAAAACUCGGAUGUGAAAAAGACGAGAUUGAGGGCAUCUCAAGAGAAAGUAUCCUCCUUCCACCCAGACCAAAGACAUCGAGAGGUCUCGGAGAGAAAUGUGGACAGAGGGAUCAGCCAUUGUUGGGAAAGGGUGAACAGUCAGAUGAAAAGCUCAAUGUAUGGACCAUUAAUCACAACGAAGUCAAGCAGGAUGAUGUGCUGAGCCUUGAGACUGAAAAUACGGUAGGAAACGGCACUGAUAAAGUCCUAUACUACUGGAAAAACCUAAAUGUGGAGGAUUAUGAAGAUGGAGAAAUAAUCAGUACCAGGUCAGGGGGAGCUCUCGCCACUUCGAGUGACGAAGCGGUUGUCCCAGGGCAAGGAGAAAUUGUCACGGAUAAUGACAGCCAGUAUGAGGACUCAGGUGGAUCAUUGAAGUCGUCAGAGGAGGACCUUUAUUCCUCAAGACCGAAGACUUCUCGGGGGCACAGACGUGAAAAUGGACGGGGGGAUUCAUCCUCGGGGAGGGGAGGAAAUAGAUCAGCCACGGAGGUCACUACCACCGCGACCAAGGUUGAAGAUAAAGUGGAAGAUAGACAAACAAUCAGCGACAACUGUAUCCCUCAGAAGACCCAGUUCAUGGAAUCAGGCAUGAGAAGUAAGGAAAGUUUAUCCUUGGAGGAGCCACAAGGCUCUGGCGAGGUCUUGAACAUUUGGAGAAACCUGGAUGACAUAGACCUAAAAGAUGAAGAAAGAAGACAAGCUGAUGAGUCAAGCGAAGACCACAGGUAUGACAGAAGGGAGAAGGAACAAAUGGAUUCCAGACCGAACGAAGUCGUACCAUCAAGUGAGAAAAAUAGUGAAGUGAAAAAUCCCAAGUCUUCAAAUGAGUCAGUGGAUGCAGCUGGCGUGACGAUGACUUCCGAAGAGGAAUGUCAGUAUGAACGACAGCAACGUCAGCAGUGGCAGCUGGCUGCUAUUGGUGAAUGGGCCACCAUAUGCCAAGACUACGAUGAAGAUGAUUACCUGGUAGAGUGCUACCUGAGAAUGGAUGAAUUCCAGAAAGAGCAGGCCAUCAUGAAGGAGUGGAAGUCCAUCGUUGAGCGUUACCACUCCCUCGGUGUCAUCCAGGACCUGCAGAACAUACAGACACUGUGCAAGUGCACCAUCAACCAGAGCGAGAGAGCUCUGCGGCAGUUUGCCCGGAUCUGCCGCGGUCCCGUGCCCCUCUCCAAGUCGGGACAAACCAAAACCGAGGCUAUUGCCUCACUCUCCAGACUGGUCCAGCAACAGACCAGGAUGAUCUCCGAAGACGUGUCCAAUAUCUUCUCAGAAUCCUAUCAAAUCUUCGAGGAGCUGGACCUCUUAAGGGAGAGACAGGAUCGAGUGGAGGAAUUCUUGGAGAAUGAUCUGAGGAGGAGGGAUGCGGAGGCAGCAUUGUCUCGGUCGAGUUCUCGAGGAUCAACCAUCACGCCAAGGCAAGUCUCCAGUCGGCUCCAACAGAGGGAGAUUGAUCAGGACCUAGCAGACACAUACAUGGAGAAGUGCAGGGUAAGGUCCACGGAUCUGUUCAACGUCAUGCCCACCAUUUACGAGGAUAAAGCCUUCCAUCUGGAAGAAAUUCAAGAAGAGGAAGAGAGUGAUUUCCCCGGGUAUGAAGAGAUGAAUGACAACUUCCCUGAUUAUAAAGUUGACGUUUUAGAGAAUGAAACGGCAAAUGAUAGAGAGGAGGUAUUUCUGAUGAAGAGCGCAGGAAGUGAAGAUGAAAAGGAUGGAGAUGUGGAACAGAAUCAACAAGAUGAACAAGAUGUUGGAGAAGAUGAAGAACCAAGGAAUGUCAAUUAGAUGACAGCUUGUUUUCAGCGGUUGAUCCAGGGAAUUAAGGGUAUAGGACGUCGAAAAAACUUCUUCUUUUAUAAAGAGAGAGCUUGUAGAAUUUGUAUUCUUUGUUCGAUAAAUUUGUGAGAUAAAGUCACACCCUUUGGGAUCAGGUUUAUUAUUUUUAUUUUUAUGUGCUCAGCGUUGUCAAUUAAGUUACUUUUGUAAAAAUUGAGAGUACGAUUUAAUGUUUGGCUGGAUGUAGAUAAGGCUAUAGAUUUGGAAAGGCUAUCUAGUUUUCUUUUACUGUAGAAGCUGUUUUUUUAAUAGAAAUUAUAGAAGUAUGUUUAUACUGAAAUCUUGUGAAUGAGUUCUGACUUGCACGAAUAUCGGCAUCAACAGAAUCUCAACUAUUCUGUCAAAACUGCAUUUAUUUGGACCAAUUUUUAUGUUUUUAAUUCCGCAAGACUAAAGUAUUUCAG